Molecule: messenger RNA, 11946 nt
Organism: Jaculus jaculus (lesser Egyptian jerboa)
Lineage: Eukaryota; Metazoa; Chordata; Mammalia; Rodentia; Dipodidae
Gene: Bptf
Product: bromodomain PHD finger transcription factor
Exons: 31
Coding region: 102-8945 (2947 amino acids)
Biological process (GO): regulation of transcription by RNA polymerase II
Cellular component (GO): NURF complex
Molecular function (GO): RNA polymerase II cis-regulatory region sequence-specific DNA binding
Source: RefSeq, a predicted model, not a curated record
GCCACCUAGCCCGGACCACCCCGGCCCGCAAGGCCGUCAACAAAGUGGUGUACGAUGACCACGAGAGCGAGGACGAGGACGAGGACGAGGAGGAGGAGGACAUGGUCUCCGAGGAGGAGGAGGAGGAAGAGGAGGACGGCGACGCCGAGGAGACCCAGGAUUCCGAGGACGACGAGGAAGAGGAGAUGGAGGAGGACGACGACGAUGACUCCGAUUACCCGGAGGAGAUGGAAGACGACGACGACGACGCCAGCUACUGCACGGAGAGCAGCUUCCGGAGCCACAGCACCUACAGCAGCACUCCAGGUAGGCGAAAACCAAGAGUGCAUCGGCCUCGUUCUCCAAUAUUAGAAGAAAAAGACAUCCCACCCCUUGAGUUUCCCAAGUCCUCUGAGGAUCUAAUGGUGCCUAACGAGCAUAUAAUGAAUGUCAUUGCCAUCUAUGAGGUACUGCGGAACUUUGGCACUGUUUUAAGAUUGUCUCCUUUUCGCUUUGAGGACUUCUGCGCGGCUCUGGUGAGCCAAGAGCAGUGCACACUCAUGGCAGAGAUGCACGUGGUGCUUCUGAAAGCUGUUCUGCGGGAAGAGGACACCUCCAACACGACCUUUGGACCUGCUGACUUGAAAGACAGUGUCAAUUCCACUCUGUACUUCAUAGAUGGGAUGACGUGGCCAGAGGUGUUGCGGGUGUACUGUGAGAGCGAUAAGGAGUACCACCAUGUUCUUCCUUACCAAGAAGCAGAGGAUUACCCAUACGGACCAGUAGAGAACAAAAUCAAAGUUCUUCAGUUUCUCGUCGAUCAGUUUCUUACGACUAAUAUUGCUCGUGAGGAGCUGAUGUCUGAGGGUGUGAUCCAGUAUGAUGACCACUGUAGGGUUUGCCACAAACUUGGGGAUCUGCUUUGCUGUGAGACAUGUUCAGCUGUAUACCAUUUGGAAUGUGUGAAGCCGCCUCUUGAGGAGGUGCCAGAGGACGAGUGGCAGUGUGAAGUUUGUGUAGCACACAAGGUGCCUGGAGUGACUGACUGUGUUGCUGAAAUCCAAAAGAAUAAACCAUAUAUCCGGCAUGAGCCUAUUGGAUAUGACAGAAGCCGGAGGAAAUACUGGUUCUUAAACCGAAGGCUCAUAAUAGAAGAAGACACAGAAAAUGAAAAUGAAAAGAAAAUUUGGUACUACAGCACAAAGGUCCAGCUUGCAGAACUGAUAGACUGUCUAGACAAACAUUACUGGGAAGCAGAACUUUGCAAAGUUCUAGAAGAGAUGCGAGAAGAGAUCCACCGGCACAUGGACAUAACCGAAGACCUGACCAACAAAGCCCGGGGCAGCAACAAGUCCUUCCUGGCGGCAGCUAACGAAGAAAUUUUGGACUCUAUAAGAGCCAAAAGAGGGGAAGAUAUUGAUUGUGAUAAAAGCCCAGAAGCAGUAAAAGACAAGACUGAGGUGGAGAGUGACAACGGCAAAGACGCUGAAAAAGGCGGCGAGGAGCUGGCCGACCAGUCCCUUAAAAAAACUCCCGACGAUGACCCUGAGCAAGGAAAAUCUGAGGAGCCAACAGAAGUUGGGGAGAGAGGUAACUCUGUGCCAGCAAAUCUUGGCGACAACACAACCAUUGCUUCUCCAGAAGACACUAGUCCCCGUGAAGGGAGCUGCCCCGAGGGGUGUGUCUCAGAAGCCCAUGGUAGCAGCAGCGUGGCAGAGAAGAAGCUGGCCUCAGAGCUCCCCCAGGACAUGCCAGAAGACUCUAACAAGACAUGUGACAGCAGUAACACUAGUGCCACCACUGCCUCCACCCAGCCUGCUCUGGAAGUGAGUAGCUGCAGCAGUGAACUCAGUGCCUCCCAGAGUGGCUCUGCUAAGGCAGCCGAUGACGCUGAGAGUGGAGAAAGAGACUCCCACACACCUGUCUCUCCUCAAGAAGAGAUAGGUGAUUUCAGAUCAGAGAAGUCAAAUGGAGAAGUGAGUGAGUCUCCUGGCACUGGACGAGGAGCCCCUGGCUCCACCCGCAUCAUUACCAGGUUACGAAAUCCAGACAGCAAACUCAGCCAGCUGAAGAGCCAGCAGGUGGCAGCUGCAGCCCAUGAAGCAAAUAAAUUAUUUAAGGAAGGCAAAGAGGUACUGGUUGUUAACUCCCAAGGAGAAAUUUCAAGGCUGAGCACCAAAAAGGAAGUGGUCAUGAAAGGAAACAUCAACAAUUACUUCAAGUUGGGUCAAGAAGGGAAGUACCGUGUCUACCACAAUCAGUACUCCACCAAUUCUUUUGCUCUGAACAAGCACCAGCACAGGGAAGACCAUGAUAAGAGAAGGCAUCUUGCACAUAAGUUCUGUCUGACUCCAGCUGGAGAGUUCAAAUGGAAUGGUUCUGUUCAUGGGUCCAAAGUCCUAACCAUAUCUACUCUGAGGCUCACCAUCACUCAGCUAGAAAGCAACAUCCCUUCAUCAUUUCUUCAUCCCAAUUGGGCUUCACACAGGGCUAAUUGGAUCAAGGCAGUUCAGAUGUGUAGCAAACCCCGAGAAUUUGCCCUGGCUCUGGCAAUAUUGGAGUGUGCUGUUAAACCCGUUGUGAUGCUGCCAAUAUGGAGGGAGUCUUUAGGCCAUACCAGGUUACAUAGGAUGACAUCAAUUGAGAGAGAAGAAAAAGAGAAAGUUAAAAAAAAAGAGAAAAAACAAGAAGAGGAAGAAACAAUGCAGCAAGCUACGUGGGUAAAAUACACAUUUCCAGUUAAACAUCAGGUUUGGAAGCAAAAAGGAGAGGAGUAUAGAGUAACAGGAUACGGCGGCUGGAGCUGGAUUAGUAAAACUCACGUUUAUAGGUUUGUUCCUAAAUUGCCCGGCAAUACUAAUGUGAAUUACAGGAGAACAGUAGAAGGAACCAAAAGUAAUGUGGAUGAAAAUAUGGAUGAAUCAGAUAGAAGAAAAUGUCCCCGGAGUCCAAAAAAAAUUAAGACAGAAUCUGAUUCUGAGAAGGGAGAAGUGAAAGAUUCAGAGGAUGUCAAAGGAGCUGAUGAAAAUGACAUGGACAUCCCCAAGAGUGCUGAGAAGAGGGACCAAGAUGUAAAAGAAUUAGAUUCUGACAACGGUAGAUCUUUGAAAGAAGAACCAAUGGAGAUUGAGGACAGUGUGAAAACAGAGUGUUAUGUAAAUUGUCAGGAAGGUUCUCAAGUGGAUUUAGUCAAUGUCAGUGAGGGUUUUCAUCUAAGGACUAGUUACAAAAAGAAAACAAAGUCGUCCAAACUUGACGGACUUCUUGAAAGGAGAAUUAAACAGUUCACACUGGAAGAAAAACAACGCCUUGAGAAAAUGAAGUUGGAGAAUGGAAUUAAGAGUACAGGAAAGUCGCCUCCAAGCUCUUUGAAAAGUCCCCCUGAGUCACCAACAACAGCAAAAGCAAAAGAACGCUGUCAAAGUGACAUGCUUAAGCAACAACCAAGUCCUAGUACAAAUACUGAUAAAUCUGAGGACUCGAUGCAGGGAAGUUCACAGAGUGACUCCUCAGUUCCUGAGGUCGGUGAGCCCGGUCACACCACAGACAAACUUGAUCAGAAAGGUCAAACGUUAGAUGAUGUUUCCACUCAGAGUCCAGAGGCACACUCCCAGAGACAGGGUUCUGUUGACAGUGAGGUAGAUGGGAAUCUUCCUGAACCUGCCAGGAAAGGCCAUGAAUCAAGGAAGGUUAAAACAAAAGGAAGUGAUAUUUCCAUUGAUGACUCAAAACCAGGCAGUACUGAUGGUAUUGGUACUUUGAUCUGUAAAAACAAAAAAGUACUCAUCCAGGAAGAUAAUGAUACCAUUUCUUCCUCCUUACAGAGUGCCCUACCAGCAUCAGGAGGUACAAGUACCCAGGACAAAGCUUCCCCAUCCCUUUCAAAAGCAGUGGACUUUGAUGGCAAACGAGGAUGUGACUCUGAGUAUAACCACAUUGUGGACAAUAGCUCAGACACUAUGUCCAUUCAGGACAGUAGUGAAGAAGAUAUGGUUGUUCAGAACAGCAACAAAAGGAUUUCUGAGCAGACCACACCUCCAGAACCAGGGGUUGAGAGCCGGGGGCCACUGAAAGGGGCGUUGGUUUCUAAGUCCCCUGGGAAGUGUGACAGUGGGCGGCUGGGUAAGGCAACUGAAGCACAUGGUCAAAAGCCAAGUCAUCAGAGGAAGCUAGAGGAGCCACCAGUUAACAAAUGUAUAGAUCAAGUAAAUCUGAAAAAUAACACUGAUAAAAGGAAUAAUGAGUCUGAAAAGAAAGGACAAAAAACAAAUGCAUUUCAGAUAAAUGGCAAAGAUAAGUCUGAGGGCUAUCUGAAAGGUGAGUGCUUGAAGGGAACCUCUGAAAGUAAGGCCGGAAGUUGCGUUGUCGAGCCAAAGGUCAACAGUAUAAAUAAAACAAUCCCUGGAAAGAGUAAGUCCUUGGCUGUUAAAGAACCUGCCACAAAGCCACUCAUUAAUGGUGAUGUCAUCAUGGAAGAAUUUAAUGAAAAGAGCAGUUUAGUAACCAGUUCACAUUUACAGUGUUCUUCAGGUGAUGGUGGUGAUAACAGAGAGCACCUUGAGUCCCUACCAUCAACCAAAGAGUCUGACAGCACCCAGAUAACCACACCCCCACCAUCCUGUCCCGAAAGCAAUUCAUUUCAUCAGGUAGAAGAUAUGGAAAUUGAAACUCCAGAAGUUAAGAAAAUCGCUCGAUCUCCUAGUACUUCUGAAGAGGAAUCGAACCUCAGUAAUGAUUUUACUGAUGAAAAUGGCCUGCCCACCAACGAAAGUGAAAGUGUCAAUGGAGAAUACAAAAGGAAAACAGUCAUCACAGAAGUUACCACGAUGACAUCUAUGGUCGCCACAGAAUCAAAAACCGUGGUCAAGGUAGCUGAGGGAGAUAAACAGACGGUGGUCUCUUCCACAGAGAAUUGCGCCAAGUCCACUGUCACCACCACCACCACCACUGUAACAAAGCUGUCUACGCCUUCCACUGACAGCAGUAUGGACAUCAUCUCUGUCAAGGAGCAAAGCAAAACUGUGGUCACCACGACAGUGACGGACUCCCUGACGACUGCAGGAGGCACACUGGUCACGUCCAUGACUGUAAGCAAAGAGUACUCGACAAGAGACAGAGUGAAGCUGACCAAGUUCUCCAGGCCCAAGAAGACCCGCUCAGGUACCGCUCUGCCAUCCUAUAGGAAGUUCGUUACCAAAAGCAGCAAGAAGAGCAUAUUUGUCUUGCCCAAUGAUGACUUGAAAAAGCUGGCCAGAAAAGGAGGAAUCCGAGAAGUCCCUUAUUUUAAUUACAAUGCAAAACCUGCCUUGGAUAUAUGGCCAUACCCUUCGCCCAGACCAACCUUUGGUAUCACUUGGAGGUAUAGACUUCAGACCGUCAAGUCCUUAGCGGGAGUGAGCCUGAUGUUGCGGUUACUGUGGGCCAGUUUGAGAUGGGAUGACAUGGCGGCCAAGGCUCCUCCAGGAGGGGGAACUACACGGACAGAAACUUCUGAAACUGAAAUCACUACAACAGAAAUAAUUAAAAGGCGAGAUGUUGGUCCUUAUGGCAUUCGUUCUGAAUAUUGUGUCAGGAAAAUUAUUUGUCCCAUUGGAGUUCCAGAAGCACCAAAAGAAACACCUACACCUCAGAGGAAAGGCCUUCGAUCAAGCGCACUGCGGCCAAAAAGACCGGAAACGCCCAAGCAAACUGGCCCUGUUAUUAUAGAAACCUGGGUUGCAGAAGAAGAGUUGGAUCUUUGGGAGAUCAGGGCUUUUGCUGAGAGAGUGGAGAAAGAAAAGGCGCAAGCUGUUGAGCAGCAGGCUAAGAAACGAAUGGAACAACAGAAGCCUGCAGCCAUCAUAGCCUCUGCUACCUCCCCAACAAGCAGUGCAGCCGCCACCUCUCCAGCACAGAAGGUCGUGGUGGCCCCCUUAAGCGGCUCCGUCACACCAGGAACCAAAAUGGUACUAGCUACUAAAGUUGCCUCUCCAGCUGCUGUCACGUUCCAGCAAAACAAGAACUUCCAUCAGACCUUUGCCACGUGGGUGAAGCAGGGCCAGUCAAACUCAGCCACCAGCACAGCUGCCACACCUGCUACAACCAUUGCCAGCACAGGUCAGACGUUCCAAAUUACAGGCAGUCCAGUCACUAUGGCAGGAAAAGUAAUUACCAAACUGCCACUUCCUGCAAACAGCAAGAUUGUCGCUGUAAAUGUGCCAGCAACACAAGGAGGCGUUGUUCAAGUACAGCAGAAAGUCCUGGGUAUCAUUCCAUCAAGUACAGGUACCAGUCAGCAAACCUUUACUUCAUUCCAGCCCAGGACGGCAACCGUCACUAUCAGGCCCAACACUGCAGCCUCUGGAGCAGCCAGCAGCCCGUCACAAGUAAUCACUGGGCCUCAGAUCCGCCCUGGUAUGACGGUGAUUAGAACACCACUCCAACAGCCAACACUAGGAAAGGCAAUUAUUCGAACACCUGUGAUGGUGCAGCCAGGUGCUCCCCAACAAGUGGUGACUCAGAUCAUCAGAGGACAGCCCGUUUCUACUGCCAUCUCUGCCCCAAGCGCAGCUUCCUCGUCGCCUGGGCAGAAGAGCUUAACGCCGGCACCGGCGGCCGGGAGUCUGCAGCCUUCAGCCACACCGCCCCCUCGUCCUCAGCAAGGACAGGUCAAGCUCACCAUGGCGCAGCUCACGCAGCUCACACAGGGCCAUGGCGGCAGUCAAGGUCUGACAGUCGUAAUUCAAGGACAAGGCCAAACCACUGGGCAGUUGCAGCUGAUCCCACAGGGGGUGACCGUGCUCCCAGGGCCCGGCCAGCAGCUCAUGCAAGCCGCAAUGCCGAAUGGCACCGUUCAGAGAUUCCUCUUCACCCCCUUGGCGACAGCCACCACUGCGGCCAGCACCACCACCACCCCCACUUCUACAACAGCAGGGUCAAGUGAGCAGAAACAGAGUAAAUUGUCACCGCAGAUGCAGGCACCGCAAGCCAAAGUCCUGCCGCCAGCUCAGUCACCAAGUGUGAGUCCUGCUGAAGCCCAGCCACAGACUGCUCAGCCUGCAGCACAGCCCCCGUCCCCACCGCGGCCCCCAUCCCCAGCUCAGCCCGAAGCUCAAACGCAGCCUGAAGUCCAAACCCAGACAGCUGUCUCACCCCCUGUCCCUUCUGAAGCACAACCCAUCCAAGCCCAGUCAUCUAAACCCCAAGUUGCAGCACAGUGUCAGCCUCAGAGUCAUGUCCAAGGACAGUCUCCCGUGCGUGUCCAGAGCCCACCACCACAGACUCGAACACGUCCAUCAACUCCAUCCCAAGUUUCUCCUGGACAGCAGCCCCAGGUUCAGACUGCACCCUCCCAGCCGAUUCCAAUUCCGCCCCCCACAUCUCUGCAGACACCUUCCCAAGGCCAGCCACAGUCACAGCCCCAGGUACAGUCUUCAAGUCAAACUCUUUCGUCAGGACAAACGUUAAAUCAAGUGACUGUUUCGUCCCCAUCCCAUCCUCAGCUUCCGAGUCAGCAGCCGCAGCCCCAAGUCAUUGCUGUGCCUCCACUGCAGCAAGUCCAGGUCCUCUCUCAGAUCCAGCCGCAGGUGGUGGCUCAGAUACAGGCUCAGCAAGGGGGUGUGCCCCAGCAGAUCAAACUGCAGUUGCCUGUUCAGAUCCCGCAAAGCAGUGCUGUGCAGCCUCACCACACUCAGAACGUGGUCACAGUGCAGGCAGCCAGUGUGCAAGAGCAGUUGCAGAGGGUUCAGCAACUCAGGGAGCAGCAGCAAAAGAAGAAGCAGCCGCACAUAGACAUUAAGCGUGAACACAGCCUCCAAGCUUCUAACCAAAGUGAAAUCAUUCAGAAACAGGUGGUGAUGAAGCACAAUGCUGUAAUAGAACAUUUAAAACAGAAAAAGACCAUGACUCCAGCCGAGAGAGAAGAGAAUCAAAGAAUGAUUGUCUGUAACCAGGUGAUGAAGUACAUUUUGGAUAAGAUAGAUAAGGAGGAGAAACAGGCCGCAAAGAAGCGGAAGCGCGAGGAGAGCGUGGAGCAGAAGCGCAGCAAGCAGAACGCCAGCAAGCUCUCGGCUCUGCUCUUCAAGCACAAGGAGCAGCUCAAGGCGGAGAUCCUGAAAAAGAGGGCGCUCCUGGACAAGGACCUGCAAGUCGAAGUGCAGGAGGAGCUGAGGAGAGAUCUGAAGAUGAAGAAAGAGAGGGAGAUGGCGCUGGCGGCGGCGGCCAGCGCGGUGGCGCCCGCGGCCCCGGUGGCGGUGCCCGCGACGGUGCCCGCGCCGCCGCCGCCCUCGCCGCCCUGCGCGCCCGCGCCGCCGCCCGCCGGCCUCCCCGCCGCCCUGCCGCCCGCCGCUUCCCAGAAGAGGAAGCGCGAGGAGGAGAAGGACGCUGGCUCCAAGUCCAAGAAGAAGAAAAUGAUCUCCACUAGCGCAAAGGAAACGAAGAGGGACACAAAGCUUUACUGCAUCUGUAAGACGCCGUACGACGAAUCCAAAUUUUAUAUUGGCUGUGAUCGGUGUCAGAAUUGGUACCACGGGCGCUGCGUUGGCAUCUUGCAAAGUGAGGCAGAACUCAUUGAUGAGUAUGUCUGUCCACAGUGCCAGUCAACAGAGGACGCCAUGACGGUGCUCACGCCUCUCACAGAGAAAGACUAUGAGGGCUUGAAGAGGGUGCUGCGCUCCUUACAGGCCCAUAAGAUGGCCUGGCCUUUCCUUGAACCAGUAGACCCUAAUGAUGCACCAGACUAUUAUGGCGUUAUUAAGGAACCUAUGGACCUUGCCACCAUGGAAGAAAGAAUACAAAGACGAUAUUAUGAAAAGCUGACAGAAUUUGUGGCAGACAUGACCAAAAUUUUUGAUAACUGUCGUUACUACAAUCCAAGUGACUCCCCUUUUUACCAAUGUGCAGAAGUUCUUGAAUCAUUCUUUGUACAGAAAUUGAAAGGUUUCAAGGCUAGCAGGUCUCAUAACAACAAGCUGCAGUCUACAGUGUAACCUUAACGUAAAACACAGCAAGAAUCUGGUUGUCUGAACUAUUUGAAAUUAAGAAGCCAGAUGUUUUUAGUCGGGUUAUCCUGACGAGACUUGACCUAGACUUCGUUCUUAUUGGUCAUAACAGUCCAAUUAUAUUCUUGGCCAAUUUUGUCCAACGGACAAGGGAAAAGCAAAGUCAACGACACCAUUAUCUUAUCAAGAUCAAAUGGUUUUACUAUUGUGGCAGAAGCGGGAAAACUUUGUUUAUUGAAAAAAAAAACAGGAAAAGAAAGCAAGAAAAAAAGAUGCUAUGGGGUCAUGUGUAACUCCAUGGAAAUGCCACGUCUGCUCUUCAGUGAAGAAGCUGGUUUAGAGUCUCACAGAAAACUUUGUAUUUAUUUAUUGUUGCAAAAAAAAAAAAAAAAGACGCUUUUUUAUUGCUGCCCUCAUUUGUCAGCUAAUUAUUUUUUUCUUAUGAAAUCUAGCCCCAGUUCCAUGUGUCCACCCUGUAUGUUAUCAUGGUUCCUGUAGGUGAGAUACAAGACGACCUCUAGAUGUCUUUCUUUCUAUGAAAGGAGCUGCUACGUACACAUGUGCACACACACGACCGGGAAUCAACAAUGAGUUUAUUGUUCAUGGUGACAAAAUUAAGCUUGCAGAAAGGUGGGGCUAGUGGUCCUGGACUACAGACUUCGCUGCCUUGAAUAUACCAGUACAUUUUGUCAUUUACUCUGCACCAGGCUAAAAUGAGCAAAAUCUAUUUGAAGGUAUCUUGUUUGUAAACAUUUGUCAGAUUCUAAUUUUUUUUCUUUUUGUAUUAAAAAUUCAACUAUGGAUGUAUAUGAAUCGAAAUAAAUGGAGAUAACUUUUCUCCCACAGAUGGAGGUCUCUUUGUGCGCUAAUGAUAUCUGUAAGCCUUUGUGGGGAGAGGGGAGGAUGUCAGGAGUGGAAGGUAGAAGGCACUGAGCAAACCUGGCUUUCUCCAGGACAGUAGGGCCCUUCCUCUCGUAAUGCCCAGCCAUUGUCCCCACCACAUGGGAAAAACCUGCAGGGUGCUGAUCCUGCUGCCUCACGUACCAGUGAUAGCAGUGAUGCUGACACAGUGCGCAUUGCCUUCGUCCAUGUGUCUAGGCAAGUCACCAGUCUCACAUAGCUGCUUACAUUGUAUGAAGAGCAUUUUUCCAUGACCUUGCCCUCAGCACUUUUUGUGUGUUGGUUGGGUCUGUUUGGUUUCUCAUUUGAUUCCACAUAAGGAAAAGUAGCAUUGAGGCUGGGCGUGGCGGCGCGGCAGCCCUGGGGAGCAGAGGUGGGAGGGCUACCCAGUGAGUUCCAGGUCAGCCUGGGCUAGAGACCCUACCUCGAAAAAUGAAAAAGUGCUGAGCCAGAGGUAGGAAAUGGAGAGACCAGAGGUGGGUGUGUCCUGCACGAUGUAUCACUGUUGUUGCAAAGGUGUCUCCAAAAUCUGCCAGAGCUGGAUUAUGCAGCUUUGCAAAAAUUUCCCUAGAUUUUGCACUAAUUCAUACUAGCUUUGUCCUACUGAGUUCUAAAAUUAAGUUUUUUUGUUUGUUUGUUUUUUAGGUUUCCUUUUGUUUAAAUGUCACCCUGCUAUGCAAAACCUUGCCCAGACCUUAGUUUUCUUAAAAUUGUGGCUACAGUUCCAAAAUUCUUAUGCCAGGCUCAGGUGUACACGGUCUGGGUUCAUUUUCUCUAUGGAAGCCCGUUCCUUUUUGUACAUAAAGAUGUCACUUAACCCUAUCCUUACAAUACUAAAAGAGACUAAUCGCUCAAUGUGGAAAACAAAGCUUUUGCUUAAAAUACUAAUAUGGAAGUUAAAUACAGGUUAUUUUGUCCUCUUAGUUAAAAAACAAUGUUCCAUGUUGUAUGCACUGUGCUGAUGCAAGAAUUUUACAUUUUAAUGAAUUAUAAAAUAAUUCUGCAUCUCAUCAUGUCACAGUAUUUCUGUACUAUUUAUUCAUAUAUAUACAUAAGUAUAUAUGAGCUUAAUCAUUUAAAAUUUGUUGCAACAAGAAGUUUCCUACCUGUAGGCAAUAGAUUGUUAUGUUUUUAACAACCUGUGGCAAAUUCUAAACAAUUCUUUUUGUACGUAAUAGGACGUUUCAUCCUAGAAAAAUAAAAUAAUGUUUUUGACAUUGGAAUUUGUGCCGUUUCUAAUGAAACAAUGGUUGAUUGCUUGGUUGGUUGGUUGAUAUAUUUUCUGAAGCUGUUGGCACUGCCAGAUUGUAUAAAAAAAAAAGGUAACAUUUUGUGGAAAUCCUGAGACCAGGAAAAUGUUAAUUUCAUAUGUAUGUAUUUAAUGGUAUAAAGGCUUUUGCAAUUUCUAUCACCAUAUAAAUACAUAAAGACAUUAUAUAGUUUUGUCAGCUAUAGAGAUUUAGUCUUUCAAAAGAAAUUUUUGGAAAACGUACAUUCUUAUUUCAAAAGCUGCUUUUCUAUGAGUAUGAUUUGACAAGCUUCUACUAUUCAAUAAAAUGUUAAGCUAUUUUGCUUUCAGUAAUCCAUGUAGUCAAAUGCACAUUUGUGAUACUGUUAGAAUGUUUCUCUUCCAGUCUCCGGGCCUUAAAUUCUAUUUAAUUUGCAUCAACGUUGGCUACAAGUAUUUUCAGCAUUUGCUGUGCUCCAUCUCCAAAUUCACGAUUCCUGACACUAUAAGUAUUUUAAUCCCAGCCCUUGGGAGGUUGAAGGAGGAGGGUUGCCAUGAAUUUAAGGCCAGAAUAGUCCACAGAGUUAGUUCCAGGUCAGCCUGGGUUACAGUCAGACCUUGCUUUAAAAAAUAUUUUUUCUUAAUAUUGGAAAAGCUUUCUUCUGUCCAAAUUCUGCAGGGUUUAUGUUUACUGUCCAGUAGUAGGUUAAAGAAAUUGUGAUGCUUAGGAGAUGUUUUUUGAAAGUAAAACAGUUAGCAUUUUAGAUUCAAGUGGUUUGCAAUGCUGUUUAGGGACUCAGAAAAUGUGUUUGUAACCUUCCUUCUUAAAAUCUGCAAAUAAAAGUUCUUUCCCUACUUCCA